This is a messenger RNA of Leguminivora glycinivorella, 2796 nucleotides long. RefSeq lists its product as uncharacterized. NCBI's taxonomy places the organism in Eukaryota, Metazoa, Arthropoda, Insecta, Lepidoptera, Tortricidae. The coding region runs from base 1410 to 2672 and encodes 420 amino acids. The transcript has 2 exons. The record is from RefSeq and is a predicted model, not a curated record.
GCCGCGGCCUACAACGUCAUCAGACGAACGCGGGGGUGAGGAACGCCACCAGCAGGCGCCGGCGCUUCCGACACUCAUCCUAUUUGCCUCAGGUCGCCGGACCGAACACACGCGGCCGCGAUCUAUUUUUCAUACAAUUUUCUCAUACCUAUUGUAAUACCUAGCCAUUAAAGGCUAAGUUGUAUAUAAAAUCUUCGUUUCAUUUAUUUAACCUUAUGUGCGCUCGCACAUAAUUUAGCGCCCCCGGGUGGGCUCCGCGCCGCGAAAACGCCGUGAUACGCCGUGAUACGCCACGAUACGCCACGUGUCGCCGACCCGGCUACAGACUUCCAGCCAAGAACCUGCCUUCCCAACUACACCCAGAAGCUCGUCUAUCGUGCCAAGGACUACAGCGAUCAAGAAUACGACGGGAACCUGGGCGAGUUAGCUACCACGAGAAGAAAUUCAAGGUUCAAGGUCGACCGGCCCGUGGACACUGCGCAGCACGCUUGGAUCCUCCUUACAAGGAGAGUGCCGUGAGCUUACCCAUCUUUUCCUUCUUCUUUCCCCCUCAGUUUGAGCAUUUAAGGGCGAUAGCAUCUCAUCAUAACGUGUGUGCGCUUAGCAUAUACCUAGUACCUACAACUUAAUAGGUAUAUCCUUCUUACAUCAUUUGUGACCAUCCUAAUUGAUUAUUACAUCUUAUUUCAUUGUAAACGUACAUUUCCAAUUGUUUUUUUAUGCAUUUAACGCUACUUUGCUUCUUAAGCUGUUUGCACCGCACAUGUGCUUAAUGGCAGCUCUUCUUUGAAAAGUAGCUACAUCGUGUUUAAUCUGCACUUUCUUACAGCAUCCCUCAAUUUAAAUAGCAAUUAAUUGCACCGUACGUAAACAUCUGCUUGGCCACCUAUUUAUUUUUGCGCAAAUAUUUUCCUUAUAAUACUUCUUAUCUAAGAUACCUAUUUUCUGCCUGCCAAUUCUACGCCGUCUUUCUAGCACACUUUCCUCUUAUUUUAAUUUUAAAUUCAUAAAAUACCUAAAGUCUUGCAUUUACCUAUUUACAGUAUUUACUUCAUUUCAAUUGCACAAAUCCCUCUUUCGCAUUUCGCCACUUGCUUACGCUCGCAUUCCAAUAUUUUCUUCAUACGCAUUUCAGCAAAUUACUGCCCCGGGAACGAACCCACUUCGAAGAUACCUACCGAGUGUAUCUCAUCACCGCGCGCGCAACCGGUGCAGCGCUCUGCCGCCAGCUGGCCGGCCGCAUUCCACAGCGAGAUAACGAUAAGGAGCGUAAGCCGUUUUUUGCAAUUUUAGUAAUCAUAACAUCUGGCAAUAAUUUAUUCAACUUGUUUACUUAUUUCAUUGCGGUUACAAGUUAAUUCAUUGAUUACACACUUGUUGUUGUUUAUUGUUUAUAAUUGCAUUUAAAUAUGACUAAAGAUACCGUACCGGUACCGGCCUCGCCACUGUCCCUUACGAUACCUCAACUAGCCACUGAGACCCUCGAUGUUCUCAAGGUCAAAAGGAGUUCAGUAAAGGGACAGAUAACCAAAUUCUCUAGGUAUUUGGAUAAUUUUGAUAGGGAUGCGGAAUUAACUUCUAUUCAAAUCAAUGAAUUGACUUUAAAGUUGAAUAAAUUCUUGGAACUUAGUAACAGAUUUGAGGUCAUGCAAACUCGCAUAGAGGUCCUGAAUGAGGGCAAUCUCGCUGAUGAGCUUGCCGAGAGGGACAGUAUUGAGGAAAGUCUUCAUCUGGCCAUCGCCACAGCUCAAUCCAUUAUUGAGGUAAGUAAACCUAAGGACAAUUUUCAUGACGCCGACCAAGAUUCAUCUUCAAAUUCAAAUUCCAACUCACACAGGUGUCAUGAUCAUGACUCUUUAGGUUUUAAAUUACCGUUAAUUCAAAUUCAUAAAUUUGAUGGAACCUUCUUUAAAUGGCUUGAAUUCCGAGAUACCUACGAGUCACUCAUUCAUAAAAAUGACCGAAUCAAACCGAUACAUAAAUUUCAUUAUUUAGCAUCAUACCUUGAAGGUGAAGCGGCACGCGUCAUUUCCAAUCUAGAAGUGUCAGCUGACAACUAUAAUGAAGCAUGGCACCUUCUGUGCGAUCGAUAUAAUAAUAAUCGUCAAUUGAUAACGAAUCAUCUCAAUUCUUUAUUUAGCAUUGAACCUUUGCAACGCGAAUCAGACAAGGCACUUAGGUAUCUUGGUGAUCACGUGACCAAAAACUUGCGGGCGUUGAAGACGCUCGGCCAGCCUACCGAUCAGUGGGAUACUAUCAUCAUUCAUAUGGUUACAACUAAAUUGGACCAAGCUACACGUACAAAAUGGGAAGAACAUCGUAACAAUUUAGUCGAAUUGCCCUCAUUAGACGAAUUUAAAAAAUUCUUGAAAUCUCGAGCUGACAUUUUAGAAUCUUUGUAUAGAUCUAAAAGGGAUAAACAAAUUAAGCCUCAAAUUAAAUCAGACAUGCCUCAAACGAAAUCCUUUGCCAUUUCAGCUAGCGAAAAGAAAACGAGGCCGUGCGUCGUUUGCCAGGGGCAGCAUCGCAUCUUUGACUGCAAGGUCUUCAGCAGCCUGUCUACCGACGAGAAGUGGGCCCAGGCUGCAAAGCUCAAGCUCUGCUUGAACUGCUUGCGCCCGGAUCACGACACGGCGCGCUGCCGCCUGGGAGGAUGUCGCGUAUGCCACUGACGUCGCUUCCGGCCCCGGACCUGACAGAAGCUAACACCCGAAACCUGGACCGCUACAAUCGUCUGGAGCAGAUAAGGCAGCAUUUUUGGAAACGCUGGCAGUCCGAGUACGUCAUGGAGCUGCA